AUGAAAGGGUUAGCAGACGAAGGAGAGGCAUGUCCAGUCUCUAUUCUUUUGAGAAAUCUUCCUCAGAACCUAAGACUUGAGCCUAGAGAACCCUAUGCAAAGGCUAAGCUUAUUCCAAAGGAGCCAGAGGAUGGUAAAACGGUGUUUUUGGGCGUAUUUCCUGUGUCCAAUCUUCACCUCUGCUGUCUCUUCAAGCCGCUGUUGGUCAUCAUUGGCGGCGACAAAAUAUACUUUGCUUCCAUAUUUGCCUACGUCAACGACUUCGGCUGGACGUUUGGAACGCGCGCACACACAAACCUCGGCACUCACUCACAGCCAUGGCGAGAAACGAACUCCCCCUCCCCCGUCUUAAAUGCCGCUGGAGAGCUAUCUGAUGAAGGAAAGGAGCUGUAA
Trichophyton benhamiae CBS 112371 is the source of this 393-nucleotide messenger RNA. RefSeq lists its product as uncharacterized. The record is from RefSeq and is a predicted model, not a curated record. NCBI's taxonomy places the organism in Eukaryota, Fungi, Ascomycota, Eurotiomycetes, Onygenales, Arthrodermataceae. The coding region runs from base 1 to 393 and encodes 130 amino acids. The transcript has 2 exons.